Messenger RNA from Penicilliopsis zonata CBS 506.65, 333 nucleotides. RefSeq lists its product as hypothetical. NCBI's taxonomy places the organism in Eukaryota, Fungi, Ascomycota, Eurotiomycetes, Eurotiales, Aspergillaceae. The coding region runs from base 1 to 333 and encodes 110 amino acids. The transcript has 2 exons. The record is from RefSeq and is a predicted model, not a curated record.
AUGGCAGAGGGUCUUCCGUAUUGGGAGCUAAGGGAUGGACCGGGCGCGUGCGCGAAUUCCGUUGCUGCGGCGGACAAACAGGGCGGGUUGUCUGGGCAGGGAGAGAGCCCAGAGAGGCAAAAGACAUGCCAAGAACCAGAGCCCGGGCAUGAAUCUGAUAUCAAGCGGCCCCGCACUAACCCGAAUAAGACAGGCAAGCGAACCCCUGAGGCCGUGCGCUGGUCCAAAACAGGCCACGACUGGGUGACAUUGCAACGUCAACUCAACAAACCGCUGUGUGGCCACGAGAUUUCCGCCGUCGAUAUCCCACUCCACCCAUCCGCCAGCGCCUAG